AUGUCAGAACAGGUUCUAUCUAUCAAUGGGCGGACACUGGCCUACCGCAUCUUCGGCGACCCCGACGGUAGUCUGCCGCUGAUAUGGUUCCACGGCACCCCGGCCGGCUGCACGCCUCCACCGUCGCUCGUCGCCGCUGCCAAGACAUCCGGGGUCCGCAUCAUCGCGCCCGAGCGUCCGGGGUACGGCGACUCCGCGCGGCGGCCCGGCAGGAAGAUCAUCGAUAUGGUUGGCGAUGUAGAGGCCUUGAAGACUCAUUUGGGCGUGGACAAGUGCCUGAUCGCAGGCUGGAGCGGUGGCGGACCUCAUGCUCUGGCCUGUGGCGCACGAUUGCCUGGGGUACUCGCGGUACUGACCAUUGCCGGCGUGGGCCCAGCCGACGCAAAAGAUCUCGAUUUUUUGGCCGGCCAAGGCGAAGACAACGUCGUAGAAUUCCACGCCGCCAUGAAGGGCGAAGACGCACUACGGGAGUUCUGCACCGCGCAGCGAAAGGACAUUGUGUCCGGCAGCGUCGCCCGCGCCGUCGCCGCCCUGUCCUCCAUCCUCAGCGGGGUGGAUCUCGAGGCGAGCAAGGGCGACCUGGGCGUCUACCUCGUCGAGCUGCUGCGCGAGGGCCUGCGCAACGGCAUCGAGGGCUGGGUCGACGACGACCUCGAGUUCGUCCUGCCGUGGGGCUUUGAGCUGAGCGAGAUCAAGGUGCCUGUGCUGCUGUACCAGGGCAGCGACGACAAGAUGGUGCCGUAUGCGCACGGCAAGUGGCUCGCGGACCAUCUGCCAAAGGAGCACCUGAGGGCGCAUCUGAUCGAGGGCGAGGGCCAUGUCAGCCUGGUGGCCAAGGGAGAGGCGUUGUUAUCGGAGCUGAUUGAGGCUGCGAAGGCGGCGUCCGGGUAG
Molecule: messenger RNA, 891 nt
Organism: Thyridium curvatum
Lineage: Eukaryota; Fungi; Ascomycota; Sordariomycetes; Thyridiales; Thyridiaceae
Exons: 3
Coding region: 1-891 (296 amino acids)
Source: RefSeq, a predicted model, not a curated record